Ostertagia ostertagi is the source of this 561-nucleotide messenger RNA. The record is from the annotation of a GenBank genome assembly. NCBI's taxonomy places the organism in Eukaryota, Metazoa, Nematoda, Chromadorea, Rhabditida, Trichostrongylidae.
AUGUCAGGCAGGAAGAAGGCGCUCCUUAAGGUGAUUAUACUCGGUGAUUCCGGUGUAGGCAAGACAUCGUUGAUGAAUCAGUACGUUAAUCGAAGAUUCAGCAAUCAAUAUAAGGCCACAAUAGGUGCGGAUUUCCUUACUAGAGAUGUGCAAAUUGAUGACCUAUAUGGACAAUCUGCAGGACAGGAGCGCUUCAUCCUUGGUGUCGCCUUCCUAGCCGUCGGUGCUGACUUGUUGUGUUGGCUUUUGAUCCCACGUGAUCCAGAAAACUUUCCUUUUGUGCUUCUCGGAAACAAAGUGGAUUUAGAAGCGCAGCGAGCUGUGAGUUCGAAACGGGCACAGUCGUGGUGUCAGUCCAAGAAUAACAUUCCAUACUAUGAGGUGUCUGCAAAAGAAGCAGUGAAUGUAGAGGCUGCUUUCCAAGCAAUUGCGCGCGAUGCACUCGCGAGAGAGGCUCAGGUCAGAUUUUGGGUUUAUUCUUACCAGUUUUUUCUUUCUUAUUGGGCGUGUAGGAACACGGUGCUUCAAUUCAGUGUUAGUAAUUCUCAUUCUCUUUCUUAG